GCACGGUGCAUCGUGGUCUGCGGAGCUGCUGUUUUCUAGCUCUCGGCCGGCUGAGUCACGGCCCUUCCAGGCCCGGCCUGGCGAGGACGCGCGCCCGCCGCCCCGAAGCAGCUGCCACCCGGGCCUUGGGACCUCUGCACUUGACUUUUUCCAGCGGCACAAAGCCUUUUGCCGUUGCCGUAGCGACUGGCAGCCUAGCUAAGACCGCCUUCACUUUCUAGCCCCCUCCUUUCCUAGCUCAUUCUUUGCUUAUUUUAGGGUCUGUCCGAUGACCCUAUAGGUCGGGCUUGGAGGGCGCCGGCUCUCUGGCAACAGACUGCCCUCCGCUGGGCGCUGGGCGGCCGGCUGCUUCCAAGGCUGGGGCGGCCUCCGCAGUCUCCAUGGUAACGGCCCAGACGGCGUCUCCGCCUCGGGGGGAAGAUGAGGCCUGCCUGGCCCGCCGCCACGCCCCCGGCCUCAUGGCCGGGCCGGGGCCACUGAGGAGGAAGAUCCUGGCCGCCGGACUGCGGGCCAGCGGGCACCAGUGAAAUCCCAUUCUCUGGCUGGAGACACAGAUGGCCUCAAACGAGAGAGAUGCUAUAUCGUGGUACCAAAAGAAGAUUGGAGCAUAUGAUCAGCAGAUAUGGGAAAAGUCAAUCGAACAGACUCAGAUUAAGGGCUUCAAAAACAAACCAAAAAAGAUGGGUCACAUAAAGGCAGACUUGAUUGAUGUUGACUUAAUCAGAGGCUCAACAUUUGCCAAAGCCAAACCUGAAAUUCCGUGGACAUCUCUGACUCGGAAGGGGCUUGUUCGAGUUGUAUUUUUUCCAUUUUUCAGCAAUUGGUGGAUUCAGGUUACCUCUUUAAGAAUCUUUGUUUGGCUGCUACUGCUUUACCUCAUGCAAGUUAUAGCACUCGUGUUCUAUUUUAUGAUGCCUAUUGUGAAUGUAAGUGAAGUACUUGGACCCUUGUGCCUUAUGUUACUCAUGGGAACUGUGCACUGUCAAAUUGUGUCUACUCAGAUAACAAGGCCAUUGGGAAACAAUGGAAAUCGGAGAAGAAGAAAAUUACGAAAAACUGUAAAUGGUGAUGGGAGCCGAGAAAAUGGAAAUAACUCAUCUGAUAAAGCCAGAGGAACAGAAACUUUGGAAUCUGCACCCUUUAAUGGUGGUUUCUGGGGGACUCUCUUUGGCAACAGGAUGAAAAGAGUAAAAUUAAUAUGUAGCAAAGGGACAGAGACUGACAAUGACUCAGGUUGUCUGCAUCCUAUCAUCAAGAAGAGACAGUGUCGACCAGAGAUUAGAAUGUGGCAAACAAGAGAGAAAGCAAAAUUUUCAGAUGGAGAAAAGGGAUGCAGGGAGCCGUUUGGGCAUUUGGACAAUGGGAUUUCAGAUGAUCUGUCGAGUGAGGAUGAUGGUGAAGCCUGGACACAGAUGAUGACGCUGCGGAGGAGUGUGGAAGGGGCCUCAAGUGACAAUGGCUGUGAAGUUAAGAAUAGGAAAUCAAUACUUUCAAGGCACCUAAACACUCAGGUGAAGAAGACCACUUCCAAGUGGUGUCCUGUUGUGCGGGAUUCAGACAGUCUGGCUGAAUCAGAGUUUGAAUCGGCAGGCUUCAGUCAGGGCUGUAGAUCUGGCAUGAGUGGUGGCUCUCGAAGCCUCAACAUGUUAAGAAGAGACUCGGAGAGCACCCGUCAUGACUCGGAGACAGAGGAUAUGUUAUGGGAUGACCUGCUGCACGGCCCCGAGUGCCGGUCGUCUGUCACCAGCGACAGUGAGGGGGACCACGUGAACUCCCUUCACUCAGGGACCAAACGUGACCCCAAAGAGGAUGUUUUUCAGCAGAGAGGGAAGCAACCUUGGAGAUCAUGUAAUCCUACCUCCCAUCAUUAUAGGAGACACUUAGCCUCUCUCCAGAACCAUUUAUUCUGGCUUCAGAACUCAAGUCCUGCCUCUGAUCGAGUUAGUGCAAUAAUCUGGGAAGGGAAUGAGUGCAAAAAGAUGGAUAUGUCUGUGUUGGAAAUAAGUGGUAUCAUCAUGAGCAGGGUUAAUGCGUAUCAGCAAGGAGUAGGUUAUCAGAUGCUGGGAAAUGUCGUCACCAUCGGAUUAGCAUUUUUCCCUUUUUUACAUCGACUGUUCCGAGAGAAGAGCCUUGACCAGCUAAAGUCCAUCUCAGCUGAGGAGAUCUUGACUCUCUUUUGCGGGGCACCACCUGUUACACCCAUUAUUAUUUUGUCUAUAAUUAAUUUUUUUGAACGACUGUGUCUUACUUGGAUGUUUUUUUUCAUGAUGUGUGUGGCGGAGAGAACAUACAAACAGAGAUUUUUAUUUGCAAAACUCUUCAGCCAUAUUACUUCUGCCAGGAAAGCUAGGAAAUAUGAAAUACCUCAUUUCAGACUUAAAAAGGUGGAGAACAUUAAGAUAUGGUUAUCACUGCGUUCCUUUCUAAAGAGACGGGGCCCGCAGCGAUCAGUGGAUGUGGUUGUGUCUUCUGUCUUCCUACUGACACUUUCCAUUGCUUUCAUUUGUUGUGCCCAGGUCUUUGUUGCUGCGUGUGGGCUUUCUCUAGUUGCGGUUCUCCGGGGACAUAAAACUUUCCUAAAUGAUGCUUAUAAUUGGGAGUUUUUGAUCUGGGAAUCAGCUUUACUACUUUUCUUACUGCGCUUAGCCUCACUGGGGUCUGAAACCAAUAAGAAAUACAGCAAUGUCUCAAUAUUACUUACUGAACAGAUUAAUUUAUAUCUUAAAAUGGAAAAAAAGCCGAAUAAGAAAGAACAGCUUACUCUAGUAAACAAUGUAUUAAAGCUAUCCACCAAGUUGUUGAAAGAGCUGGACACACCAUUUAGACUCUAUGGACUGACAAUGAAUCCCUUGAUCUACAAUAUCACACGAGUAGUUAUUCUUUCUGCUGUCUCAGGUGUUAUAAGUGAUCUUCUAGGAUUUAAUAUAAGAUUGUGGAAAAUUAAGUCAUAAGCUGAGUCAUGUGCCCGGACUUUCUCCCCUUGCUGGCAUCAGUGCUUAACCCAUUAAGGAAAGAAAUGACUGCAAACCCAUGAGACACCCACCUGCUUGUUCACACGGAGAGGUGCCCUCAGCUCUACCCAAUCUAACGAAUGGUGUUUUCAGAGGAACAGAGCCUUUUCCAACUGGGUGUGCAUGCUAAAAACCUGUAUUUUCAUGGUUUUCAAAUAGUAUGAAUAGUCAGGAGACUGAAGGCUGUUGUGUUAUAGUAACUUAAGGACAACUUUUUAAGUUAGGAAAUUUAUUCUGGGCAUUUCAGUGUUGUGACAGUUAUAUAUAUUGGAAAUAGUCUUUUGGGUAACUAUGGCAGAUGCCCAAAGCAUGAAGCAAAAUCCUUUAUUGGAAAUAUGUAAAUUCAGUACUUUUCUAUUACAGUCUAUAGAAUUGGAGAUUUCAUUUCUCUAGCAAAGAGAGAUCAAGUUUAAACUGUUUUAGGUUGAACCUGAAUAAAAUAACUUUAUUGGAGAA
Molecule: messenger RNA, 3467 nt
Organism: Physeter macrocephalus (sperm whale)
Lineage: Eukaryota; Metazoa; Chordata; Mammalia; Artiodactyla; Physeteridae
Gene: PHTF1
Product: putative homeodomain transcription factor 1
Exons: 21
Coding region: 555-2951 (798 amino acids)
Cellular component (GO): endoplasmic reticulum
Source: RefSeq, a predicted model, not a curated record